AUGAAAGGCAAAGAUCCUGCAAAAUUUAUCAAAGAUGGAUUGUCUAAAGCUCUAGUAUUUUACUAUCCAUUAGCUGGUAGACUCAUUGAAGGGCUUAAUAAAAAGCAUAUGGUAAAUUGUAAUAGUGAAGGAAUCAUGUUUAUUGAAGCUGAUGCUAAUAUAGAGCUUGACAAAUUAGGUGACUCUAUUAAACCACCAUGUCCAUUCUUGGAUUUACUACUUCACAAUGUUCCUAGUUGUGAUGGAAUCAUUGGUUGCCCUCUUUUGUUAGUUCAGAUUGUUAAUCACACUAUGAUGGAUGGAUAUGGCUUCAAAAUGUUUCUAAAUGCAUUAAUUGAAUUAAUUCAAGGUGCUUCUACACCUUCUAUAUUACCUGUAUGGCAAAGGGAUCUCUUAAGUGCUAGAUCAUCACCAAGUAUUACAUGUACUCACCAUGAGUUUGAUGAGAAAAUUGAAUCAAAAAUUGCAUGGGAAUCUAUGAAAGACAAGUUGAUACAACAAUCAUUCUUCUUUGGAAAUACAGAGAUGGAAGUUAUUAAAAAUUCAGUUCCUUCAAAUUAUGGAUGUACGAAAUUUGAGUUAUUAGCGGCGCUUUUAUGGAAAUGUCGUACCAUUGCUCUUGAUUUGCACCCCGAAGAAAUUGUUCGUUUGACGUAUCCUAUUAAUAUACGUGGUAAGUCACUAAAAAAUGAACUACCACCUAGUUAUUAUGGAAAUGCAUUUGUUACUCCAUCUGCAGUAUCAAAAGCAGGAUUAUUAUGUUCAAAUCCACUAACAUAUGCAGUUGAAUUGAUCAAGAAAGUUAAAGAUAAUAUAAAUGAAGAAUACAUUAAAUCAGUUAUAGAUUUAAUGGUUAUUAAAGGGAGACCAGAGUUAACAAAAUCUUGGAAUUUUAUUGUCUCAGAUAAAAAAUAUGUUGGAUUUGAUGAAUUUGAUUUUGGAUGGGGAAACCCCAUUUUUGGAGGGAUUCCAAAAGCUACAUCUUUUAUUAGUGUUUGUGUGCCUAUUAAAAAUGACAAGGGAGAAAAAGGUAUUUCGAUAGCUAUAAAUUUGCCUCCACUAGCCAUGAAAAAAUUUCAAGAGGUUGUCUAUAAGAUGACUUUAGAAAAUAUGGAAGGAGUCAACAUAAUUUAA
Molecule: messenger RNA, 1134 nt
Organism: Solanum verrucosum
Lineage: Eukaryota; Viridiplantae; Streptophyta; Magnoliopsida; Solanales; Solanaceae
Product: methanol O-anthraniloyltransferase-like
Exons: 2
Coding region: 1-1134 (377 amino acids)
Molecular function (GO): acyltransferase activity, transferring groups other than amino-acyl groups
Source: RefSeq, a predicted model, not a curated record